GCUGAAUCCUGUUUAUUUUUCGUACUUUCUGUAAAAAUUUUCAAUGUUCGGUUACUCUUUAUACCACCCGCUUUACCACCUUUCCUUUCAAUCGCGCGAGAAAUCCGAUCGGCUGACGGGUGGACAUUUCGUCCAUUCAUUUAAUUGAAACCCCCUAUUGCGGUGUGUGUUUGUGUAUGUCAGAAGAUAAUUUUGUGACGUUGAUGCUCGUCCUUAUCGCAAGCUUCUAAGCGUUCUAAGCGUGCAUUUACGGAUUAUCUUCGAUUCCGAUGCACCGACAUACUGUAAAGGGCGACAAUGACAGCUGUUGCAACUCGUCCCCCUGUCCGGAACUCGCGUCGAGUCCAAAGUCUAUUGAAAAUUCAGCGACAGACACAAAAGAAUCUACGAUGGAAUGCGAAAACAAUGUCGACAACUUGCAGGAUGCCGCCGCAACUACCUUGCAAGAAUCAUCCACAGUAGAGAAUAUAGACUUUACAGUGAUUUACAACAAACAGAAGAUUAGUGUAAAUUUUCCUUUAGAUGGCACAGUUGCCGAAUUAAAGAAACAUUUGCAAAAAAUUAUCUCAGUACCACAAGCGAUGCAGAAAGUUAUGUUCAAAGGAUUAGCCAAAGACGAUCAGACUCUUAGAAACUUGGGAGUCACGAAAGGUGCCAAAGUCAUGAUAGUUGGAUCAAAGUUAGAUGACGUAUUGGCUGUGUCAAUCCCAACGAAACAAGACCUCAUUGAUGAGGCUGUUUCUUCGGUGAGCAAAGAACCUCUUUCACAACAAAAAGUUCAUAGAAAAGUUUUAGAUAAAGGUAUUCCGGAGGACGUGAUGCCAGGAAUACUAGAUAGCAAGGAACCUUUGCCUGAAUUCCCAUUAGCUGGAAUGUUAAACAAGUCUGGUGGAAAAGUCAGACUAACAUUUAAAUUAGAACAAGAUCAGCUUUGGAUCGGCACGAAAGAAAGAACAGACAAAAUACCUAUGAAUUCGAUAAAAGGUGUCCACAGUGAACCUAUUCACGAUCAUCCUGAAUAUCAUAUUAUGGCAAUACAAUUAGGCACUACGGAAGCAUCGAGAUAUUGGGUAUAUUGGGUCCCUGCGCAGUACAUAUCUGCUAUUAAGGACGCCAUUCUUGGCAAAUGGUGUUACUUCUGAUUGAUAAUCGCUGGAAAUUUUGAUUUCUGUAAAUUUCUUAAUCGGGUGUAAACUGAUACAAACACUGCUGUUACAUUGACAUAAAAACUGUCAGCUAGUCACACACAUUUCUAACAGUAAGUAAUAAUUUAUUUUGAGUUGCACUAUCGCGAAGAAUACCCAAUAAACGUAGUCUGUCCCGUUACAAAAACAAUUUAAGUGACUAGUCUUGAUUUAUUGGGGAAAAAAGAAUGUAAUCACUAUGCCAAAUGUUUUAUAUUUUCAUAGUCCAGAUUUAAGUGUAUACCCUGAAUUUUUUACAUUGCUGAAAGUAAGAUAGACAGAGAACUGUGAUUAGUGGAACUUCCAUAAUUAAUAAUGUGUUGUGA
This is a messenger RNA of Wasmannia auropunctata (little fire ant), 1510 nucleotides long. Its product is annotated as ubiquitin domain-containing protein UBFD1-like. The record is from RefSeq and is a predicted model, not a curated record. Lineage: Eukaryota; Metazoa; Arthropoda; Insecta; Hymenoptera; Formicidae. The coding region runs from base 270 to 1142 and encodes 290 amino acids. The transcript has 5 exons. Gene Ontology annotation, molecular function: cadherin binding; RNA binding.